Aspergillus wentii DTO 134E9 is the source of this 1620-nucleotide messenger RNA. Its product is annotated as putative para-hydroxybenzoate-polyprenyltransferase Coq2. The transcript is spliced from 4 exons. Gene Ontology annotation, molecular function: 4-hydroxybenzoate polyprenyltransferase activity. Gene Ontology annotation, cellular component: mitochondrial inner membrane. The record is from RefSeq and is a predicted model, not a curated record. Gene Ontology annotation, biological process: ubiquinone biosynthetic process. The coding region runs from base 1 to 1620 and encodes 539 amino acids. NCBI's taxonomy places the organism in Eukaryota, Fungi, Ascomycota, Eurotiomycetes, Eurotiales, Aspergillaceae.
AUGAGCUUUUCAACCUCCUGCUUCUACUUAUCUAGGCGCGUGCAACUGCACGGAUGCUUUAGGGGGGGAGCAGCUGCUCUGCACAAAUCACUUUCUCCAAUAUCACUACAUCAUGUCUUUCCGUCUUCUUGCGUGUCGCAUGGUCGUCAAGGAUACAAGUCUUCCAGUGUUCUGAAGCCUCGGUCAGCCAAUGAAACAACAUUCGUCCGACGCAGCUCAGACUUGUCAUCUUCAUCGCCUCUGGUAGCCGAGCCAGGCCACACAACGGAAAAAAACCCAGCAACCUAUUACACUCCUCCUAAGACUGGUCUGAUUGCAUCUCUUCCUCAAUCAUGGAUACCGUAUGCCGAGCUAUUACGCCUCGAUAAGCCCACGGGUACAUACUAUCUUUUUUUCCCGUGCUUAUUCUCAACCCUUCUCGCUGCACCUAUGGAAUCUCACGUUACACCUGUACAAGUCCUUGGGACGGCGGGGCUCUUCUUCGCCGGUGCGUUGAUUAUGCGAGGGGCUGGGUGUGCGAUCAAUGAUCUAUGGGACAGGAAUUUGGACCCUCAUGUCGAACGUACAAUGUUUCGACCUAUUGCCAGAGGCGCAAUAUCUGCUGAAAAAGCUCUGUGUUUCACUAGUGUCCAGCUGCUAGCCGGUCUCGGUGUCCUCAUUCAAUUUCCCACCCAGUGCUUGUGGUAUGGAAUUCCUAGUCUAAUUUUAGUGGCAACAUACCCCCUUGCCAAGCGUGUCACCUACUACCCCCAAGCUGUUUUAGGGCUUACAUUUUCAUGGGGUGCAAUAAUGGGAUUUCCAGCAUUGGACUUGGAUCUGCUCACCAAUUCCGCGGCUUUGAGUACUGCUGUGGCGCUUUAUUCAAGCUGUGUUGCAUGGACAGUAUUGUACGAUAUGAUAUACGCACACAUGGACAUAAAAGAUGAUAUAGCUGCAGGAAUCAAGUCAAUUGCUCUACGUCAUGAACACAACACCAAGGCGGUUCUUUCUGGUCUGGCAGCGGCCCAAGUGACACUGCUCGCUGGAGCGGGUGUAGCGGCAGGUGCCGGUCCCAUUUUUUUCAUCGGCAGCUGCGGAAGUGCAAUUGUGACUCUUGGGACCAUGAUUUGGAAGGUUCAGCUCAAAAAUGUCCAGAACUGCUGGUGGUGGUUCAAGAACGGGUCGAGAUUUUUAUUAUUGUUUUUAGAGGCAUUCCGACCACUCUCAAGGUCAAAUUACGCUCUGCAGCCACGAUCAUCAGCUUUUCGAGUGCCAUCCAUCCUUCAUGCCCGACUACUGUCUUCCGAUACAAAGGCGGCAAUCGACAAAGCGGUCGGAUCUGCUCCCGUUGUCCUGUUCAUGAAGGGCACACCCGAAACACCGCAGUGCGGCUUCUCCCGAGCCAGUAUCCAAAUUCUGGGCUUGCAAGGAGUAGAUCCUAAGAAGUUUGUUGCAUUCAACGUGCUUGAGGACCUGGAAUUGCGCCAAGGUAUUUCAGAGUAUUCGGACUGGCCGACGAUCCCUCAGCUGUACCUGGAAAACGAAUUUGUUGGUGGGUGUGAUAUCUUAAUGUCUAUGCAUCAAAAUGGAGAGCUCGCGAAAAUGCUUGAGGAGAAGGGAGUCUUGGUGGCAGCCGACUAA